AAAAGACGCACUGACUUACUGAACUUGACAGUCCACUCUGUUGCAGGUAUGGAUGAUCCGGAAAACAGCUCUUCAGGUGACAAGAAACACCUGGACCCAUUAACAGAGCCGCAGACCACAGAGGAUACACAGCAGUCAUCAUCAGCCGAUGGAACAGACCCACAGGCUGCAGACUCAGAGACUCAGAGAUCCUCACAGGGAGACUCUCAGGAUUCUGGACAGAAGACAAAGGGGAUUUUAAAGUCACUCUUCUCUUGGUUAUUGCCAAAAUCUUCACGUCAUGUGAACAGAUCUGAUGACGCGCAGGAGGCUGCAGACUCAGAGACUCAGAGAUCCUCACAGGGAGACUCUCAGAAUUCUGGACAGAAGAGUUCACAGUUCUCCAACAGUGACGAGGAAAAACCCUCACAGGAGGAUCUGAAAGUCAGUCAGCUGUCUCCCUCUCCUCCUCAGAGUGACACCACUGAAGCAAAGAUUCCAGCAAACAUGAAACCAGAGGAACUGACUGCGAGGCUUCAGGAACUGCAGGGGCUUAUACCAGAGGAUUGUAUGAAGGCUGCAGAACGUUUGGUGAAGGACUACGAUACAAAGAUCCCAGGAGAUUCAGAACAUCUCUCACAGUUCUUCACUUGUUUGAAGGACUUCAUGGAGUCAAACCAGAAAUCUGACAAAGGUAUGGAUGAUCCGGAAAACAGCUCUUCAGAUGUUUCCACAGGUGACAAGAAACACCUGGACCCAUUAACAGAGCCGCAGACCACAGAGGAUACACAGCAGUCAUCAUCAGCCGAUGGAACAGACCCACAGGCUGCAGACUCAGAGACUCAGAGAUCCUCACAGGGAGACUCUCAGGAUUCUGGACAGAAGACAAAGGGGAUUUUAAAGUCACUCUUCUCUUGGUUAUUGCCAAAAUCUUCACGUCAUGUGAACAGAUCUGAUGACGCGCAGGAGGCUGCAGACUCAGAGACUCAGAGAUCCUCACAGGGAGACUCUCAGAAUUCUGGACAGAAGAGUUCACAGUUCUCCAACAGUGACGAGGAAAAACCCUCACAGGAGGAUCUGAAAGUCAGUCAGCUGUCUCCCUCUCCUCCUCAGAGUGACACCACUGAAGCAAAGAUUCCAGCAAACAUGAAACCAGAGGAACUGACUGCGAGGCUUCAGGAACUGCAGGGGCUUAUACCAGAGGAUUGUAUGAAGGCUGCAGAACGUUUGGUGAAGGACUACGAUACAAAGAUCCCAGGAGAUUCAGAACAUCUCUCACAGUUCUUCACUUGUUUGAAGGACUUCAUGGAGUCAAACCAGAAAUCUGACAAAGGUAUGGAUGAUCCGGAAAACAGCUCUUCAGAUGUUUCCACAGGUGACAAGAAACACCUGGACCCAUUAACAGAGCCGCAGACCACAGAGGAUACACAGCAGUCAUCAUCAGCCGAUGGAACAGACCCACAGGCUGCAGACUCAGAGACUCAGAGAUCCUCACAGGGAGACUCUCAGGAUUCUGGACAGAAGACAAAGGGGAUUUUAAAGUCACUCUUCUCUUGGUUAUUGCCAAAAUCUUCACGUCAUGUGAACAGAUCUGAUGACGCGCAGGAGGCUGCAGACUCAGAGACUCAGAGAUCCUCACAGGGAGACUCUCAGGAUUCUGGACAGAAGACAAAGGGGAUUUUAAAGUCACUCUUCUCUUGGUUAUUGCCAAAAUCUUCACGUCAUGUGAACAGAUCUGAUGACGCGCAGGAGGCUGCAGACUCAGAGACUCAGAGAUCCUCACAGGGAGACUCUCAGAAUUCUGGACAGAAGAGUUCACAGUUCUCCAACAGUGACGAGGAAAAACCCUCACAGGAGGAUCUGAAAGUCAGUCAGCUGUCUCCCUCUCCUCCUCAGAGUGACACCACUGAAGCAAAGAUUCCAGCAAACAUGAAACCAGAGGAACUGACUGCGAGGCUUCAGGAACUGCAGGGGCUUAUACCAGAGGAUUGUAUGAAGGCUGCAGAACGUUUGGUGAAGGACUACGAUACAAAGAUCCCAGGAGAUUCAGAACAUCUCUCACAGUUCUUCACUUGUUUGAAGGACUUCAUGGAGUCAAACCAGAAAUCUGACAAAGGAAAGAAACACAAGAGAACUCAUCUAGAAAAGUCUGGGAAACCCAAUCAACAAGUAAAGAACAGAGCAUUGUGGUAUCCAGUCACAGUGAAAGUCUUCUGUGAAGUUACUGGACAAACCUUUGGCGCUCAUGAGACGAUACUGCAGCAGGUGAAGAAAAAAGGCUUGACAUCAACACAGGUGAAGAUCACCACAGACCUGCAGAAAUGUGACGUCAUCAUCGUCUUCUGUCCAAUCGUAUCUCGUGCUGGAUCAGAUGUGAAGGCAGCCACGAGAAAUAUAUCAGGUAGUAAACCUAUCAUCCUGGUUCUGAUGCAUCACACCCGCAAACCAGAUCAUUCAACCGGGGGAAAGAUGUGGUCUGAAACCUUUCCAGGAAUCGUGUUGGAGGUUAAUGUUCUCUACCACGAGACUGAGAGUGGAUUACUGACAUGUUCAGAAAAUGAUAAGGCCAUCAAAAAAAAUACGAAAAGAGCUGAAGAAACACCAGGUGUUGAGACUUUGACUUUCCGUUAGUGGUUUUCAUUCCUGAAAUUUGAACAAGGGCAACAAUCAAAUACUUUAAUCAGAGAGAUCAAUGGAUCAAUAAGUUAUAUUAUAUAUUAAAUAUACAUUACCAGUCAAAAGUGUGGAGACCUUUUCAUUUUCUACUUUUUAUCACUUUCUACAUUGUAGAUUAAUAUUGAAGACAUCGAAACUAUGACAGAACACAUAUGGGAUUAUGUAGUGAACAAAAAAGUGUUUAACAAACCAGAAUAUGUUUUAGACUCUUUAAAGACGCCACUUUUUGCUUUGAUGACAGCUUUACACUCCUUUAGCAUCAAUCUCUAAAAUAUCUUGUAGAUACAUAAAAUAAAAAUGCCUUGAAUGAGUAGAAUAAAAAGUUGAUUAUAAAUCUUGGAUGUGAUAUAACGUAAUUAUGACCAAAAGUAAAAAAUGACGACAGUGAGAGUGUUUGUCUAUAAAUACAACAGCAGAAGCUGAGCAGCAGAUGUGGACACUGAGCUGUGUUUAGGUUCACCUCUUUCUGAAUGACCUCAGACAUGUUUAAUAAUUGUACUGAUCAGAUCACACACAGUAAACUGACUGUCAGAGAUCUGAGAGGAGGUCAUUUCCUGUUUGUUAGACAUGGUGAACAUGUUAGAUGUGAUAAUGUCAUAAAUAAAAUGUUACAAAGCCACGACCAGUUUGUAUCUCAUCACCAUCUUUAAUGCCUCCCAUGAGUUUAUAGUACCACACCCUAACCCUAACCCUAACCACCCCUCAGUGUGAUGAAGGAUUCUCAGUGUAGUUGACUGAUAAUCCAGACCUUCCAUCUCCAUGGCUCCUUGUUCUUCUCUUAUCUUUAGUCACAACUGUCUCAUUCAGUUUCUACACUAAACUGGGUCAAAGUAUUAGUGGAUAUUUCACACCUCAAAUUAAAUACACCAGACAGUUCAGAAAACACAGACUCUGCUGUGAAGUGAUGUUUAGCUGCACUGAACAACCCUGUCUCCUCAAAGGACUGUUAGACACAACUGAAACAGCACAU
Molecule: messenger RNA, 3625 nt
Organism: Lates calcarifer (barramundi perch)
Lineage: Eukaryota; Metazoa; Chordata; Actinopteri; Centropomidae
Exons: 22
Coding region: 49-2610 (853 amino acids)
Source: RefSeq, a predicted model, not a curated record